AUGCGGUUUCUCCAGCAGCGAACAGUGUUUGCAGCCUUGUUGGCCACGGCUGCGGCCAUCUACUACCCCUCUUUGGCGGCACUCUUCCAAGAAGUUCGGACAAAUGUCGUGCGGAAGUCAGGCCCGGCGGGCCGACUGUUGUCUUGGAGUGUUAUAAGUACUGCCGAGCCCGACCCCGAGUUCAGUGCACUCAUGAAUGACCCAGGGACAGAGCCGGUUUUUGUGGUGGUCAUGGGAGUUUCUGGGACGGGGAAAUCGACAUUGGGGGCUGCAUUGGCGCGGGCGAUAAGCCUGCCAUAUAUCGACGGAGACGACCUUCACCCCAAAUCGAAUGUGGACAAGAUGACAAGGGGCCAGCCGCUGACCGACGAGGACAGAGAGCCGUGGCUGCAGAAGAUUCGGAGCACAGCGGAAGAAAUGGCGGGGAAUGGGCAGAAAGGCGUCGUUAUUGCGUGCUCGGCACUUCGACGGGUUUACCGUGAGGUCCUUAGAGGAAAUGACAGCAAGGGCAAACUGAGGACAUACUUCGUGUUCAUUGACGGCUCGAGGGACUUUUUGCUGGACCGGAUGGAGAAACGGACAGCACAUUUUAUGAAGUCGAAUAUGCUUGAUAGCCAACUCGCGACGCUGGAGCAUCCUGGAGGGGAAGAGGGUGUGUUUGUAGUCCCGGUCACCGAUGAGACGCCCAUAAAGGUGGAAAAGUCGGUUGCCUGGCUCAAGACCAAGUUAUGA
Molecule: messenger RNA, 732 nt
Organism: Mycena indigotica
Lineage: Eukaryota; Fungi; Basidiomycota; Agaricomycetes; Agaricales; Mycenaceae
Exons: 3
Coding region: 1-732 (243 amino acids)
Cellular component (GO): cytoplasm
Molecular function (GO): gluconokinase activity
Source: RefSeq, a predicted model, not a curated record